UUGCUUACGUCACUUUUAUUAAUGUUUUUCUGAUAGGUAUCAAAAAAAUUGUUGAAUACUUGAUUAUAUUUUUAAUAAAUGACCUUUAAGUAACAACUAGGCUAUAUACGUGAUCAAAAGUAAGCAUACAGUUCACAUACGGUAUGAACGUAAGCUUGGUUAUCAGUGACCUCGUCCCCCUAUUCCGAAAGACUGCCGUGCCAUUUGUUUAGGCAUGUCGGUUUGGUCAGCUAGCACUGUCGGGCAUCAGAACACUCGGUACAGUCAUUCAAAUAGCUGGUGUCCUAAUCUGACGAAGCACAAGUGCGUGAUGUCAGGAGAGACACCUAUCCAGUCUGGAGAUGCAUUGCACACGCCAGCUUAUCUGUCAUGGCGCAAAUUGCAGCUUAGCCGUGCCAAACUUAAGGCUUCCAGCAAGACGUCGGCCCUGUUGUCUGGCUUUGCCAUGGUGGCAAUGGUAGAAGUACAACUGAAUCCACCCAACGAUACAAAAGUGCCGCCAGCAAUGCUUGUAGCGUUUACAGUUUGCACUACGCUUUUAGUCGCUGUUCACAUGUUGGCCCUCAUGAUAAGUACAUGCAUUCUUCCCAACAUAGAAGCAGUUGGUAAUCUCCACAGCAUAUCCCUCGUCCACGAAUCUCCACACGAAAGGCUGCAUUGGUACAUAGAAAUAGCUUGGGCGUUCUCAACUUUACUAGGCCUCAUUCUGUUCCUCGUAGAAAUCGCCAUACUGUGCUGGGUAAAGUUCUAUGACCUAAGCGAAACCGCAGCGUGGUCUGCUUGCGUUGUGUUAAUACCUGUUAUGAUAGUGUUUCUAGCGUUUGCAAUUCACUUUUAUAUGUCCCUUGCGUCGCACAAGUACGAAGUUACGGUCACUGGCAUAAAGGAAUUGGAACUGUUGAAAGAGCAAAUAGAGAUGGGCGAUCACGAUUCCCGGAUGAACAAUCUCACACUCUUAGAUCAGAGUAGGAUAGUGUGAUUUUUAUAUAAUGUUGUUGCUGUCUUGGAUUGUUACAGCUUGUACAUGUACGAAUAAGUAUAAUAAUGUUUCCGUUGGUUUUUUUUAGAUUAUUACGUUAAAUGGCAUACAAAAGUCUAAGCAUAAGACAUCGUUAAUUUCCACCCACUCAAUGCUACGUCACGUGGAUAUGAAGUUUUAGUAUUUUGUUUGCACAUGAUUAUAACAAAAAAACGACUCCACACGUUUGCGUUCACAAAAUUAUGGAGUGGCGUGGAUUCUCGUGGCGCGGGUUGUUCUAAUGGCGUGUCCAGCGUUGCGUGGGUUGCAUAUGUGUUGUAUUAUAUUAUAAGAUUAAGUAGUAAUUAUCGGGUGUUAUUGUAGAUUUUUACAAUUUCUUUGUUUAAGUUUACUGUUAUAAACUUAAUUAUCAUUCUCGAAUAUGUAAACCAUUUAACUUUCAACUGUAAAUGCUUGACAGGAUUAAUUUAUUUAAUCAUCAAGAAAGAAAAUGAUUGCGGAACAAAUAAUAUUCGAAAAUACUGAUAGUUCAUUCUGUAAUGCUAAUCCCAAAAGUGUUCCUAUUGUAUGAAAAAUAUCACCGGAAAGUGAAUCUCGUGCAAUAGUCUUUAUCCCUUUAACUUGCAUAAAAGUGGGAUAUUAUGGGUAUAUAAAUAACAUUUGCUCAAGAAAAUUCAGGGAAACCUAGUUAAUUCAUAACGUAACGUAUGUCAACAUACGCCUUCCAAACCUACUCCAUAGCAAUGGUAAUUAAUAUUAUUAUAGCAGGUGCCUUAGCAUGUCAAUUGCUAUGCUAUUUUCUAAGCACUAUUUAAAACAUAUUAAUUUGAGGAUAUCUAAUUAUUUAAUUUAGCUUCGCGUAUGUGAAGGACAGCACACGUGUAAAGUGAAGAACUGUAAUAAUUUAGUAACUAUUCUCGUGGCUGUAAAGGCGAGUAUACACUGGGAUCUAAGCAAUUUUAUUUAUCAUACUGGCAGUUGUCAAUGCCUUAGAAUCGCAUACUCCGUCACGCGCAAAACAACAAUACCCAUUAGAAAGCAGUAAAUAUUUUCAGUAUUCACAUUUCGCAACUACAUUAAAUUUGUUAAAUGCUAAAUUUAAUUUCGCAUUCUUAAGAAUGUUUGCGAUUGCUAUUAUUAAUCCAUCACUACCCCCAAUUAGUAACAAGAGUUAAUGACGCAAGAUGCACUAUUAGUAGCCUUGUAAACCGACACUUUUUUCGCGGUUGGGCGUUGUUAUCAGUUCCUUAAAGUGGCCUUGGAUUUAUUGCUCAUGUCCAAUAAAAGUAUAAGUAAGCUAAGGUUUUUUGAAAAUUUCACCUUGAUAGGUUGUUAUGCUAGUUAAUUAAUGUUAAUUUUAACUAAGAAUUGAUAGUGAGACUUUAAAAAAACAAUGAGAUUGAAAUACUUAACAGAAGUAGGUACUUAACGUAUGAUACUAGGGUGACCAUAUAAUUUCAAAUUACAUUGACCGGAUUUUUUGAAAUAGUGUACUUAACAUGUUACAAGUAUAAUUUUUAUGUCCCUGAGUCAUAUUUUUUACUGACCUUAAUAAACUAUAAUAUAUUCAACGUUUUAUAUUACAAAAGAAAUGGUGUGAUUGUUAUUUCUUACUGAUCUUAAUGAGAUUUUACGCCACAUUUUUCCAUUGUAGUAAAAAAUAUAAGGAUUCCUAGGAGUUAUCUAAACAUUUUGUUGGACGAAUUUUCUUGUAUUGGACAUAGUAGCGAGACUUACUAGAUAAACAUAAUCGUACCAUUAUUUGUUACGAUGCAAUUUAUGAUUUCUUCUUUAUAAAGAUAUUAUACACCACACCAAACCAAUUUCUCAAAAUGUGC
Pararge aegeria (speckled wood butterfly) is the source of this 2817-nucleotide messenger RNA. It is a transcript of the gene Orai, whose product is annotated as calcium release-activated calcium channel protein 1. Gene Ontology annotation, biological process: store-operated calcium entry. The transcript is spliced from 3 exons. Gene Ontology annotation, cellular component: membrane. The record is from RefSeq and is a predicted model, not a curated record. Lineage: Eukaryota; Metazoa; Arthropoda; Insecta; Lepidoptera; Nymphalidae. Bases 215 to 979 code for a protein of 254 amino acids. Gene Ontology annotation, molecular function: store-operated calcium channel activity.